AUGAGCACCAGUGUGCUCCUACCCUUCAUCUAUUUCGUGGUGUGUGUGGUGGGACUGAGCGGCAACACCUUGGUCAUCUACGUGAUCCUGCGGUACGCCAAAAUGAAGACGGUCACCAACAUCUAUAUCCUCAACCUGGCCAUCGCCGACGAACUGUUCAUGGCCGGGCUUCCCUUCAUCGCCAUCCAAGUGGCCAUGGGACACUGGCCAUUCGGCCAGGCCGCCUGCAGGGUGCUGAUGACCGUGGACGGCAUCAACCAGUUCACCAGCGUCUUCUGCCUGACGGCGAUGAGCAUCGACCGCUACCUGGCCGUGGUUCACCCCAUCAAGUCUUCGCGGUGGCGCAAGCCGAGGGUGGCCAAGCUGGUGAACGUGGCGGUGUGGUUCAUCUCCCUGCUCGUCAUCCUGCCCAUCAUGAUCUACUCGGGGGUGCAGACUGCCCACAGGAACAGCAGCUGCACCAUCAUCUUUCCCAGCGAGGACCAGGUGUGGUACACCGCCUUUACCAUCUACGCCUUCGUGCUGGGCUUCGUCCUGCCCUUCUCCAUCAUCUGCCUCUGCUACCUCAUGAUCAUCUUCAAGGUGAAGGCUUCGGGCAUCCGCGUGGGAUCGUCCAAGCGCAAGAAGUCGGAGAAGAAGGUCACCAGGAUGGUCUCCAUCGUGGUGGCCGCCUUUGCCUGCUGCUGGCUGCCCUUCUACAUCUUCAACUUAGUGCCGCUGGGGGUGAAGGUCCUGCCCACCCAAGCCUCCAAAGGCGUCUUCGAGUUCAUCGUCCUCCUGUCGUACGCCAACAGCUGCGCCAACCCCAUCCUUUAUGCCUUUUUGUCCGACAACUUCAAGAAGAGCUUUCAGAACGUGCUGUGCCUGCAGAAGGUCAGCGGCUUGGACGAGGUGGACCGCAGUGACCAGCCGCCAGGAACAAGUCGGCUGCAGGAUGUCACCGAGACGCAGCGGACUCUCCUCAACGGGGACGACCUGCAGACCAGCAUUUAA
Messenger RNA from Pristis pectinata (smalltooth sawfish), 993 nucleotides. Its product is annotated as somatostatin receptor type 2-like. Gene Ontology annotation, cellular component: membrane; neuron projection. The record is from RefSeq and is a predicted model, not a curated record. Gene Ontology annotation, biological process: neuropeptide signaling pathway; cellular response to glucocorticoid stimulus; cellular response to estradiol stimulus. Gene Ontology annotation, molecular function: neuropeptide binding; somatostatin receptor activity. NCBI's taxonomy places the organism in Eukaryota, Metazoa, Chordata, Chondrichthyes, Rhinopristiformes, Pristidae.